GAACCCCACACGUGUCUGAUCCCUGAACCACAAACUGUAUCGUAUCCUCCUCUUCCUCCUCUUCUUCCUCCUCCUCUUCUUCUUUUCACUGGUAAAUCGCCACGUUGCAAACAGGAAGUGAAAAUAACGAGCGACUCAAACAAACUGUACCGACGCGUCAAAACAAACACGUCGUCUCCAAUGGCGGUGAAAGUAAAACAACACACUUAAACUCCGCGUGACUUCUUAUUAAACGUGUUGAACAACGUUGUGUUACCAGUAUGAACACGUCAGUAUAAUGGUAACAACACAUGAGUAAGUAGAGCUAAAUAAAGUUGUGUUGUUAUUUGAACACGACAGUAUAAUGUGAACAACACACCAGGAAGUAGGAGCUGAUUAAAGUUGUGUUGCUGUUUGAACACGUCAGUAUAAUGGUAACAACACAUGAGGAAGUAUGAGCUGAAUAAAGUUGUGUUGUUGUUGCUGUUGUUGUUGUUUGUGUGAGCAGCCUGAGUGUUGAAAUGAAGGUUGGUGGGAAGAUUCUGGCGCAUUUUGAAUCGUGCAACUCACCUGUGGACAAGGAGGGGUUCCUGUUCAAGAAGGGUGAGAUAAAGACUUCCUAUUCGAAGCGCUGGUGCGUGCUGAAGGGGAACCUCCUCUUCUACAAGGACCGGGCGGCCGACUGCGACCUGAUCGGAGUGAUUGUGCUGGAGGGCUGCACCAUCCAGCUGUGUGAGUCUGAGGAGCCGUUCGCCUUCUCGCUGGUGUGGGCCGAGCCGGGCCUGCGGACGUACAAGUUCGCUGCCGAGGACCAGGCCGGCCAGGAGAGCUGGAUCAAAGCCCUGCUGUCGGCCAACCACAACUACCUGGCGCUGCUCGUCAUGGACCUGGAGAAUAAGUACAGAGAUCUUUUAGCCGAAUUACCCGGCGAAGCGACAAACCCGUUCACGAUGCCAAAUUUCAGCACAUUAGAGGCCGGAUCCUUAGCAGCCUAUCAGAGCAGACCCCCCUCAACGCCGCCCCUGUUCGCACCACCAGCCGUGGUGGCAGUCCCCGGGCUGAGCUCCGGUCCGAUGCUUCUAACUCCGACCAUUCCUGCCAAAACAACCAGUAAGAGAUCGCCCAAGCUCUGGCCGAAGAGGAACGCCAACGUGGUGCCGAUUAACGCCCCGGCUCCGCCCAUGGGGGAGUGGUCAGCGAUGUGCUUGGAGGAAUUCAGUAAACUGCAUGAAGAUUUUGGAAGAGAAGUCAAAGAACUGAUUUUUAAUUGGUCAAAACGAGGACAAGCGGGUGAAGACGUUCAGGAAGAGAACUUGAUCGAUUUUGGUUAGAUCGAUGAAUGCGAUGGGUCUAAACUUAAAUUCCAGUAACUUUGGUAACAUUGCAAAGGACCAAUGUAAAUAGGUUUUACAAAUAUGAAAAAUAUUUUUAAGAUGUAGUUUUUUUUACGAUGUGAUAGAGUCAAUAAAUGAUCUGUGACCUGA
Messenger RNA from Platichthys flesus (European flounder), 1463 nucleotides. Its product is annotated as sesquipedalian-1-like. Gene Ontology annotation, cellular component: trans-Golgi network; early endosome; recycling endosome. The transcript is spliced from 3 exons. The record is from RefSeq and is a predicted model, not a curated record. Gene Ontology annotation, biological process: retrograde transport, endosome to Golgi; receptor recycling; endosome organization. The coding region runs from base 501 to 1310 and encodes 269 amino acids. NCBI's taxonomy places the organism in Eukaryota, Metazoa, Chordata, Actinopteri, Pleuronectiformes, Pleuronectidae.